AUGUCGACGUCGGGGGCGAACGCGCUGGGCGCGCACGCGUACGCGCGAUUGCGAUUCGAUGACGUCUCGGAGCGCGCGGUGGCGCAUCUCGCGAGCGCGCUGCAGUGGCAUCGGGGCAGCGCGUUCGAGGGACAGUUUCUGGCGCAGAGUGAAGCGAGAGCGGGUAUGGGAUGCGCGCCGCCGCACGUGGCGCUCGUCUCUGGUCUGGACGGAACCGGUUUAGGCGGGAAGGAGAUCACGGAGACGCUUCGCGCGGUCGCGUCGGCGCACGGACCAGCGAGCGGGAGGGUGCUACCGAAGUGUAAAGUGAUGCAAAAUGGGUGUGUGUUGGUCGGGAUCGAUUGUCCGGGAUCGUUGGAGAUCGCACGGGCGCUGAGCUCGGCGCUCCCGGGAGCGGAUCCGUAUUACGCCAACCAAAGACCGGAUCAGCAGCUCAUGACGCUCGGGAGGUUCGCCGGCACGGACGCCGCGGGCUUCGCCGCGUGGUUAUCGGAGUCACUCGCGGGACAGCGCACGCUGCUCCCGGAGCUCAGAUGCGUGAGCGUGCAGCUCAGCGAAGAGGCGCAUCCGUUUCCGAAUCCACAAAUCGCGCUCACGGGUAUGAGCGCGCGGAGUGGUGGGGAUAUGGGCGGUCUGGGCGCGGGGCUUGGAUCUGGUGUCGGCUUGGGAUUGAACCUCGGCGUAGGUCUUGGCUUGAGUGGCGGGUUUGGUGGCUUGGGUGGCGCGUCGUAUGCAAACGACUUCGGUGUCGGCGCCCCGACGGGUGCGGCAACGAGCACGUUUGGGUCAACGUUGAGUGAAACGCCAGCUCCCGCGCCGAUGCCGGCGCCGCCGAUGCCAAGUACGCCGCCUCCGCGGCGUGCGGCGGUGAUGCCCGCAGCGCCUCCUUCGUACGCGAGUGCGAUCGGCGCGGCUAAGGUGCCACCGCAGCCACCGGCCGGUACAGCGCCUACGCCGACGAUUGCAAUGUCUCCUCCCAAGCCUCCGGGAGGUUCAUUCGCGCAGCGCGCGGCCGUGGGAGCUAGCUCGCAGUCUGCGCAUAUUGCGGCCGCGCCUGGUAACAACGCGCAAGUGCAAACCCCGGAACAGCUUCUCAGCACGUUUCAGUCGCUCACUGCGGGAGCGGAGGGUUCUGGCGUCCUGUGCACCGGCCCCACGAGUGGGUAUGCGCUUCGUCCGCAAAACACGGUCGCUUGGUCUCAGCGCUUGGCGCCCUUGGUGAGUUUAUUGCAAACGACGCUCAAGAACGUCGGCCCGGCUCGUUUCUUGGCCAUGUUAGACCGAGUUGCGAAUCCAUACGGCACGAGUAUUGCCGCCGAACUCGGAGCGAGGUUGAGUAAGGGUGCUCGUUUGGACAUUGUGCAGGACACGAACCUUUUGGCAGAUCUUGAUAACACGCCCGUUGUGGCGGCAAACCAAGGCGCGCACGUUCGCAUUGUUUGUACGCCGGUUAACCAGUCCGUGGUGGGCGCGAUCGGCCACAGCAACACUGCGAGCUGCGUCGUUGUUGGCACUGUGAAGGAUCGCGGUGUCGAUCAGGCAAGUGGUUUGUUGCGCUUCGUUCCGUUGGCUCUCCACCUGGAGCCCAUCGCGAACGUCUCGCCGCCGAGUGGGUCACCGUAUAUCAUGCUCACCUUCGCUUGGAUCGGUCUUCGAAGUGCCGCUCCGACUCCGACGCCGGCACCGGCAAGCGCCAUUGUUCGUCGGCCGGGUGACUGGACGUGCGCACGCUGCUCGGCGCAUAACUUUGCGAGUCGGUCGGCGUGCCAUAAGUGUAAACGGGAUAAGGCCGCAGCUGCGGAUAGUGAGGGUGUUAGUGUCGGUUUAUCGCCGACCGAGAGCAAAGCGAGCUCGGAGGCGGGCGGCCCUGGCGCCGGAAGUUUCCGCGCUGGGGACUGGAUCUGCAAGAGCUGCGGCGCUCACUGCUUCGCCUCAAGAACGUCCUGCUUCAAGUGUGAAUACCACAAGAUGGGCGACGAGGAUCCGCCUCCGCCGUCUGAAGGUACUCGCGGAUCUGGCGCGAAUCCGGACAACUUCAGGAGCGGCGAUUGGAUCUGCAGCAACUGUAGCUCUCACAACUUUGCCUCUCGCGUGUCUUGUUUCAGGUGCACUCGUCCCGCGGACAAGGGAUGA
This is a messenger RNA of Ostreococcus tauri, 2133 nucleotides long. Its product is annotated as Zinc finger, RanBP2-type. The record is from RefSeq and is a predicted model, not a curated record. The transcript has 2 exons. Gene Ontology annotation, cellular component: cytoplasm. The coding region runs from base 1 to 2133 and encodes 710 amino acids. Gene Ontology annotation, molecular function: mRNA binding. Lineage: Eukaryota; Viridiplantae; Chlorophyta; Mamiellophyceae; Mamiellales; Bathycoccaceae.